Cyprinus carpio (common carp) is the source of this 3332-nucleotide messenger RNA. RefSeq names its product chondroitin sulfate N-acetylgalactosaminyltransferase 1b (gene csgalnact1b). Gene Ontology annotation, molecular function: glucuronosyl-N-acetylgalactosaminyl-proteoglycan 4-beta-N-acetylgalactosaminyltransferase activity. The coding region runs from base 894 to 2381 and encodes 495 amino acids. The record is from RefSeq and is a predicted model, not a curated record. NCBI's taxonomy places the organism in Eukaryota, Metazoa, Chordata, Actinopteri, Cypriniformes, Cyprinidae. Gene Ontology annotation, cellular component: Golgi cisterna membrane. The transcript has 8 exons.
CUGUUCACGAAGCUGCUGAGACAAACUUUUACUAAGGAAUAGAGAGAAGUGUUAAGCAUCUUACAUGUGUGCUUCUCUUAAACGAUUCUAAACAGUCUUUUAAUGAACAGAGUAGAAUAAUCACGGCUGAUAGUAAGACAUGCAAACGUAGAAGAAAACCCAAACUGGACUCAAGAACAGCUGUUACUUCCUGUCCAGCUGCUUCAUGAGAACAAGGAUAGAAUUCAGAGUAGAGAUAACCUCCAAAACCAAAGUCACACCUUUAUAAAUCUCAAGUGUUUCUAAAACGUUUCUGUUCCGAGGCAGAUUUCCAGCAGCAGCUGUUUUAGGAGAGUCACUGCUCCUGACCUUUCACAGAUUCAGGAGCCAGUUUCAGAGCCGAAACACUCUUAGAGCAAACAUUUACUAUUGACACGCACAUUAUUCUUAAGAUUUUCUCCUAAAACAGCGAGUUAUGAGCUACUUUAAGAUGUUUUGUGAAUACGGGCCCUGAACUCUAUCGCCUGAACAGCUUGUCUUUCAUAGUUUUGAAGGGAGGAGUCGCUUGGAGCCCAACAGAGCGUUCACUGAGCCGCUCUCUGCACUACCCAUGAUGCCUAACGACGGAGCCGCUGCACACAGAGGGCCCCUUCAGGGUCCUGCCGGUAAUAUGCAAACAUGCUGGACAGGGUAAACAUUUCAGUGCAGCUUGCAUUUAUGAGCUGAAUCUGAACAUUACCUGCGUGACUGAUCAACAACAAUGCACUCUUGCUGGAAUUGUUGAUAAGGUCAAAAAAGACUGAAUCCUGAACCAAAGCAAUGGAUCAAAUCACAUCAUCUUUUUACUAAAACAGUGUCUUCAGUUGCACAAAUCUGCAUUGUUUGACCAGAACUGUGUGUCUUUACGGUCAGUCAUGCAGAGGCGAUGGUUUCUGGGAAAGCGUGUGAUUGCUGCGCUGCUCUUCUGCUUCGUUCUGCUCCUGUAUCGUCAGGCCUGCAGGUCUCAAAGCCAAACCCGGUCCAGAAGUCCAGCAGGGGAAGAUGCAUUCGAGGCUCUACUGCAGCAGCAUGAGCGGCGCUAUCUCCAGCACAGCAGGAACCUCACCAGACGGAUCUCACAGCUGAAAGCAGAGCUGCAGAGAUCCGCGGUGGAGCUCGAGGAACAGAACCAGUCAGAGCUGGAGGAGUUCCUGCAGAAGCAGCUCCGACGGGCCGAGAUCUUCACCGGAGAACGGCUGCCCAAUGAGUUUGCGGUGCUGCCGUUUGAGACCUUCACCCUCCGCCAGGUCUAUCAGCUGGAGAGCGGACUGGCGAGACUCCCGGUGGAAAGUCUGAUUGGUCAGGAGCGCAGGAACGAGCUGAACGGAGCGCUCGAAGCAGCGCUGCAUCUGCUGAACGCACCUCAGCUCAGAGACUCACAGCAGCGCAGGGUUUACUCUCCUCAACAUUUCUAUGAAGGAAUCUUUCGCACAGAGAGGGACAAAGGAACGUUAUACGAUCUCACGUUCAGAGAAAACAGCGUUCCAGACUUCAGGAGGCUGGUGUUCUUCCGUCCUUUCGCUCCGCUGAUGAAGGUGAAGGAGGAACUGAUGGACGCAUCUCAGAUCCUCAUCAAUAUAAUAGUUCCUCUGGCCGACACAGUGGACGCAUUCAGACAAUUCAUGCAACAUUUCAGUGACGCUUGCAUUCGUCAGGAUGGACGGACGCAUCUCACCGUGGUGCUUUUUGGGUCAGAAAAGAUGCAUGAAGUGAAAGGAAUUGUGGAUGGAAUGUCAAGGAGAAUGAAAUACAGGAACGUGACUCUGAUCCGUCUGAACGAAGCCUUCUCCAGAGGACGAGGCCUGGAUGUCGGCGCUCGAGCCUGGAAGCGAAGCAACGUCCUCCUGUUUUUCUGUGAUGUGAACAUUCGGUUUAGUGCAGAGUUCCUGAACUCCUGCCGUAUGAACACAGAACCAGGUCAAAAGGUGUUUUAUCCAGUGAUGUUCAGCCUGUAUAAUCCAGAGGUCAUCUAUGGUCAACAUAUUCCUUCUGCUGAAGAUCAGCUGGUGAUCAGGAAAGAUUUUGGCUUCUGGAAGGAUUUUGACUUUGGGACGACGUGCCAGUACCGAUCAGACUUCAUCAACACAGGUGGAUUUGUGAAAGGCGGAGCUACAGAAGAUGUUCAUCUCUACAGGAAGUUCCUCCACAGCAGUCUGAUGGUGGUUCGCGCUCCGUCACGUGACCUGUUUCACGUGUGGCAUCCGACCGUCUGUCACGCGCAUUUAUCCACCGAGAUGUUUAAACUGUGUUUGCAGGAUAAAGCGCUGAACCAGGCGUCUCACAGUCAGCUGGGACAAAUCAUCUUCCACCAGCAGAUCAACAAUCAUCUGCACAAAUACAAGCAACACAAUAUCAAGUCAUGAGGAACAGAUCUGACAGUUGUUCAAAGACAAUGAUGAAAUAUGAACUUAUACUGAGAUAUAAAUCACUUAUUGUGUUUGAGCUGAUGGAAAUUCAAUUUGUUUCAUAAUUAAUGUUUUAAAUAUCUCACUAGAAUGAAACCAAAUGACAUUUAAAUCUGUUAAUCGAACAAAAUCAACCGAUAUUUAAAUCCGUUAAUCGAACAAAAUCGACUGAUUUUUAAAUCUGUUAAUUGAACAAAACAGACCAAAAUUGAAAUCUGUUAUUCAAAUAAAAUCGUCCGAUAUUUAAAUCCGUUAAUCGAACAAAAUCAACUGAUUUUUAAUCUGUUAAUUGAACAAAACCGACCAAAAUUGAAAUCUGUUAUUCGAACAAAUUGACCAAUGUUGAAAUCCGUUAAUCGAACAAAAUAGACCGAUUUUUAAAUCUGUUAAUCAAACAAAACCGACCAAAAUUAAAAUCUGUUAUUCGAACAAAAUCGACCGAUAUUUAAAUCCAUUAAUCGAACAAAAUCGACUGAUAUUUAAAUCUAUUAAUCGAACAUAAUCGACCAACAUUUAAAUCUGUUAAUUGAACAAAAUCAACCGAUAUUUAAAUCCAUUAAUCGAACAAAACUGACCAAAAUUGAAAUCUGUUAAUCGAACAAAAUCAACCGAUUUUUAAGUCUGUUAAUCGAACAAGACUGACCAACAUUUAAAUCUGUUAAUCGAACAAAAUCGACCGAUAUUUAAAUCUGUUAAUUGAACAAAAUUGACUGAUUUUUAAAUCUGUUAAUCGAACAAAAUCGACUGAUAUUUAAAUCUGUUAAUUGAACAAAAUUGACUGAUUUUUAAAUCUGUUAAUCGAACAAAAUCGACCGAUAUUUAAAUCUGUUAAUCGAACAUAAUCGACCAACAUUUAAAUCUGUUAAUCGAACAAAAUCGACCGAUAUUUAAAUCUGUUAAUUGAACAAA